AGAUUUUGGAGAGACUUGUUUGAAGGCUGUACUUUUCUAUUCUACUUUCUAUUUCGCAAUAUGGAGAUAAUGAAUCUACUAGAUCCUACAAAUGAGACACACCAUCAGUACUGCAGGAAACAGAAGUCCAUUGCAGUUGUGGAUAGAAGGAAUGUUAAGAGGUGCUUCUUUGGAUGAGUUGGAAGACUUGCAAGAGGUUGAAGACUUGGAUCAAUAUGGCAUAGAUGGCAAUGGUCCUGUACCUCUUGAUGGGCUCCAAGACCAAACAGUGGUUGUUCCUGAAACCAUUUCACAGCUGAGUCAAGCUGAUCUCAAUGCUUUGCAAUUGAACGUGAACCCGCUAGAAUUUUCGGAUUGUCAUGGCACUGAUUUGUAUGUUCGUGCUCGUGAAUUUGUUCAAGAUGUAUUUUUGUAAAAGUA
Molecule: messenger RNA, 420 nt
Organism: Corticium candelabrum
Lineage: Eukaryota; Metazoa; Porifera; Homoscleromorpha; Homosclerophorida; Plakinidae
Exons: 3
Coding region: 92-415 (107 amino acids)
Source: RefSeq, a predicted model, not a curated record